GACGCAGCACAACAAAAACACGUGUGGAUCGUGUGGAUACAAAUUUUGAAGCAGUCUUUAAGUUAGAUCCCGAAAUCUUUUCGCAUAAGUUAGAAAAUGGUCACGAUCAAGGAAAUCGAUGACAAUGAAAGCAGUGAAGGCGUCGACACUGAGUCAGAAACGGAGCAAGAGAGUGAGGAACAAGAAGAGAGCAUGGAAAUCUCGGAAGACGAGUCGGAGGAGAGUGAUGAUGAGCAUGCAGAUCUGAAUUUAGAUUCUGAUUCGGAACUUCAAAAAGCUUUUGAAAAAGGAAUUAUUAAGCCAGGCACUGUAAUUAAGACAGCAAAAUUGGUCAAGCCACCUCGAAAGUUCACCAAUAAUGUUGGUGGAAUGAAAAGAAAGCUGGAAGAGUUCAAGCUUGCUGGCAAGUGGAUUGACAGACUGGACGUAGUGUCUGGGCUUGCUCCGCUAGCUCCAGAACUUGUAGAGAAGAUGCAAGACCAAAAGCAAAUCACAGACUCAACUGAACUCGCAGCUAACGAUUUCCAACGCGAGCUGCACUUUUACCGACAGUCGCAAGCAACGGUUUUAGAGGCAAUUCCUCGGUUGAAGUCAAUGAACAUUCCGACACGGAGGCCUGAAGACUAUUUUGCUGAAAUGCUCAAGACCGACGAUCACAUGCAGAAGGUUCGGGAUGCCUUGACUAAAAAGCAAACUGAAGAGGAGAGAAGAGAGAAGAUUCGCCAAUUCCGGCAGCAGAAAAAGUUUGGCAAGAAGGUUGAGGCGCAAGCCAAGGUUGCCAAGCAAAUGCAGAAAAAGGCCAUGCUCGAUGAGGUUAAGAAAUUUAGGAAAGGCCAACGCAAAGAUCUGGACUUCCUUGACGACUUUAAUCCGAAGAAGGCCAAAGAGGGCCAUGCCAAACAGGGUCCAGGGAAUUCUGGCAAGGCGAAAAUUAAAAGGUCCCAGUUUAGAAAAGAAGCUAAGGAUAAGAAAUACGGCUUCGGUGGACGCAAGAGGGGCUCUAAGGCAAACACUAGAGAGAGUUCUUCAGAAGCUUUCAACAAAGGCAAGUCUACUGGCAGGCCUGGCAUGUCAAGAGGCAAAGGUACGAAACCGCAACAGAGACCUGGUAAAGGUCGCAGGCAGAAAAUGAAGGGUGGCAGAAAAUAAUUUGAUUUGUAUAAUAUUUGUAAGAACUCUGGCUCAUUAAAUUUCAUUCGUGCUAAUAAUUCGUAAACCAA
Molecule: messenger RNA, 1220 nt
Organism: Cloeon dipterum
Lineage: Eukaryota; Metazoa; Arthropoda; Insecta; Ephemeroptera; Baetidae
Product: probable rRNA-processing protein EBP2 homolog
Exons: 6
Coding region: 97-1149 (350 amino acids)
Biological process (GO): ribosomal large subunit biogenesis; rRNA processing
Cellular component (GO): nucleolus; preribosome, large subunit precursor; nuclear periphery
Source: RefSeq, a predicted model, not a curated record